CUCUGUUUCCUUCUUAUUUUCGUCUUCCUCUUGCCGACUUGAUCUCGAUGUUUACAAGCCAAGAUUCUAGCUUUUGACAGAAGCUUCAAACUCUCAACCUCUUUCAUUGUCUAUCAUAACCGAACUUGAUCUCGACGUUGUCAGAUAGAUAGAUAGAUAGAUAGAGAGAGAUGCCAUGAAGUUCAAGGGAGCUGUUUGCGGAAACAGACAAUGUCUACUACUGUAAAUUUUAACCUUCAUUUUUUUCGAUAAAACCCAUGGAUUACAUUUUCUUUUCUCUCAAAAUAUUCUUGAACCAAAUAAGGCCUUAAUCCCAUUCGUAUGUCAACCUUAUUUUAGUUGAAUUCACUAGUUCUAUUCUCAUUCAUUUGAAUUAAACUGGACGGUUCAAUCUUACACAUAAAAGGAGAGAAGUAGUGAACGUAAGUUUCGAUGGCGGAGACGCUUUCCUGUGCUCAUUGCGGCAAGCCAGCUCUUCUUCAAAUCACAAAAAUUUCUGAGCUAGGGUAUCAAAUUAUGGGCGCAAUUCGCAUAUGCCGGUGUCCCAAGUGCAUGGAGUUAAAGUUUCCUCGUGAAGCUGGUGCUUUCUGCACUCAGGAUUGUUUCAAGGCUUCUUGGAGCUCACACAAAUCAGUUCAUUUGAAGGCAACGUUUUCCUUACUUGGGACAGAUACUGCUGGCGAACAAAAUUCAGAUGUAGCUAAUGAGGGUUGGCUAUAUUGCUUGAGGAACGGACAGAGUCGAACACCAAAACGUCCUCAUUUUGUUUGGACAGGGACACUUAGACCAUAUCCCAUAUCUGUCAAGCGUAUUGUACCUGCUCACAUUGAUAAACCUGACUGGGCUGAUGAUGGAAUUCCAAGGGCUGAGCCAAAUAGUGAUUUGCAGCAUCAUGUUGAGAUCAAGACUCCAGAUCAAGUUGAGAGAAUGCGAGAAACUUGUCGAAUUGCGAGGGAGGUUUUGGAUGCAGCAGCUCGGAUGAUCUGUCCUGGUGUAACGACAGAUGAAAUUGAUCGAGUGGUUCAUGAAGCAACUAUUGCUGCAGGAGGAUAUCCAUCCCCUCUCAAUUAUCAUUUCUACCCAAAGUCUUGCUGCACGUCAGUUAAUGAAGUAAUAUGCCAUGGAAUUCCUGAUGCAAGGAAAUUGGAGGAUGGUGAUAUUGUAAAUGUUGAUGUGACUGUUUACUAUAAAGGUGUUCAUGGUGAUUUAAAUGAAACAUAUUUUGUGGGAAAUGUAGAUGAAGCAUCUCGUAAGCUGGUACAGUGUACAUAUGAGUGCUUAGAUAAAGCAAUAUCUAGUGUUAAACCUGGAGUGAGAUUUCGUGACAUUGGAGAAGUGAUUAACCGCCAUGCUUCAAUGUCGGGGUUAUCUGUGGUGAAAUCAUAUUGCGGCCAUGGUAUUGGAGAGCUCUUCCACUGUGCCCCAAAUAUUCCCCAUUAUGGAAGAAAUAAGGCAGUUGGGGUGAUGAAGGCUGGACAGACUUUCACUAUUGAACCAAUGAUUAAUGCAGGGGUUUGGCAUGAUCAAAUGUGGCCUGAUGGAUGGACUGCUGUUACUGCAGAUGGGAAACGCAGUGCUCAGUUUGAGCACACUCUUUUGGUAACAGAAACUGGGGUCGAGGUUCUUACGGCCCGGCUUCCUUCAUCCCCUAAUGUGUUUCCUUGGCUUAACAAGUAAUCAGUCACAUGAUCACAUAAAUAACGGACCCAAAGAUAAGUUAUCCAUACAUUAGUGUACUGAUGGCAAUAGAUUAUAAAGUACCAUUGACACUUUUUGCCGGAUGAGAGUCUCAUGUGCACGUUAUUUGGGGGAGGGGGAAUGAUACACUUUUUCAUUUAUCUAGUAGCGUGUGAUGAUGUAAAAAUAAUUUUCUUCCCCUAUGUUUCUUUUGUACAAGAAUAAUCAUAAUCUGGUUUGUACCUUGACCAAGAAAGUGUCAAAUUAUUACUGUUUGUAGACCAUAAUAAAUCGUUCAUUUUUUUAACAUGCAAUUAAGCCAUCCUGGUUUUGAAGGAA
Molecule: messenger RNA, 2016 nt
Organism: Durio zibethinus
Lineage: Eukaryota; Viridiplantae; Streptophyta; Magnoliopsida; Malvales; Malvaceae
Product: methionine aminopeptidase 1A-like
Biological process (GO): proteolysis
Cellular component (GO): cytosol
Molecular function (GO): metalloaminopeptidase activity
Source: RefSeq, a predicted model, not a curated record